AUGCUUGGAAUCGACUACAUCAGUAGUGAUGAGGAGGACAUAGCGCCUUCCGUAAACGCUGAGUUGUCAAAACCAUCUCUAUCAGCAGCUGCGUCAAUCUCGAAGGCUACUCCAGCACCAGCAGCGGUACCUGUUGAGGCGGAUCCGACACCACAAUCCCUGCCAGAAGGACCUUCUCAAGGCCUUUUCUUCUCAGCAUCUGCGAUCCCCGAAGCUGUGGAAGAGGAAUCAGCGAACAAUGCUCCUCCAGGAUCUCCAUACAGUUCAAAUCGUCUGAUGAUACAAAAUCUGACCUUGCCCCCUGUUCCGAAUCUCAACAUACCACCCUCACCACCCGGCUCGCCACCACGGAGAUCAACUCAGAAAUUCGCUCAGUUCUUAGAGCUCAAGAGAAAGGGACAGCACUUCAAUCAAAGACUGGAGAGCUCCUCUGUCGUGCGAGAUCCCAAUCAUUCGAGCAAGUUGAUGGAUUUUGCUACUAUCACAGAUGAAGAUCAGUACACUUCAACUUUGCCAGAGGGGCUCGGCGUUUCUGUGGUCUGGCCGGAGUGGGCUUACAGCGAUGCGCUAAAUGCAUCCCAAAAGAAUAUCACCAAGGCUAAGGAGAGCGAACGAUCGAAGACACCGCGCGGUCCGGUCGAUUUUGUGCCGGCAAGACGUGGAAAUUCUAGCGGAACGUGCACGCCUGCAGGAAAAGGAUCGCGACAGAAUGCGGCUGGAAGAAUCGUAGUUGGUUCGGAAAGUCGACCGAAGGAAAAGCGAUGA
This is a messenger RNA of Didymosphaeria variabile, 765 nucleotides long. RefSeq lists its product as uncharacterized. Gene Ontology annotation, biological process: regulation of DNA-templated transcription. Lineage: Eukaryota; Fungi; Ascomycota; Dothideomycetes; Pleosporales; Didymosphaeriaceae. The record is from RefSeq and is a predicted model, not a curated record. The coding region runs from base 1 to 765 and encodes 254 amino acids. The transcript is spliced from 4 exons. Gene Ontology annotation, cellular component: nucleus.